Molecule: messenger RNA, 4808 nt
Organism: Octodon degus (degu)
Lineage: Eukaryota; Metazoa; Chordata; Mammalia; Rodentia; Octodontidae
Gene: Slc6a2
Product: solute carrier family 6 member 2
Exons: 15
Coding region: 243-2123 (626 amino acids)
Biological process (GO): dopamine uptake involved in synaptic transmission; sodium ion transmembrane transport
Cellular component (GO): plasma membrane; presynaptic membrane; neuron projection
Molecular function (GO): neurotransmitter:sodium symporter activity; norepinephrine:sodium symporter activity; dopamine:sodium symporter activity
Source: RefSeq, a predicted model, not a curated record
CCUCUCGCUGUCCCGGGAAACUUCAGCUUCGGGAACCCAGGCCCAGGCGUUUCAGGGCUGCAGAGCGCUGGUGAACUAGAGCAAACGCCGCGGAGUCUUCAGCUGGCCUCACGCGGCGCUCAGAGGAGGUCUCCGGCUCGAGUUCUACCCCAGUUCCGCUUCACAACCUCUUUUUCUACAUUUUUCCGACAGACUCGUCCUCCCCUUUCUGAGCUUCGACGUGAUCCUCCUCCCCUGGACACAUGAAGUCCCUCUCGCCGGCCGCACCCAUUCUUCUGGCGCGGAUGAACCCGCAGGUGCAACCCGAGAACAGCGGGGCAGACCCUGAGUCCUCACAACCCUCUCGGGGAUGCAAAACUGCGGAUCUGCUGGUAGUGAAGGAGCACAACGGCGUUCAGUGCCUCCUAGCUCCCCGGGACGGGGAUGAGCAACCUCGGGAGACCUGGGGCAAGAAGAUCGACUUCCUGCUGUCAGUGGUAGGCUUCGCGGUGGACCUGGCCAACGUGUGGCGCUUCCCCUACCUCUGCUACAAGAACGGUGGUGGUGCCUUCCUGAUCCCAUACACCCUGUUUCUCAUCAUUGCUGGGAUGCCUCUGUUCUACAUGGAGCUGGCUCUGGGGCAGUACAACCGGGAGGGGGCAGCCACAGUGUGGAAGAUCUGUCCUUUCUUCAAAGGAGUUGGCUAUGCUGUGAUCCUCAUGGCCCUCUAUGUUGGCUUCUACUACAAUGCCAUCAUCGCCUGGUCGUUCUACUACCUCCUUGCCUCCUUCACUUUGAACCUGCCCUGGACUGACUGUGGCCAUGCCUGGAAUAGCCCAAAUUGCACUGACCCCAAGCUCCUCAACAGCUCCGUGCUGGGCAACCACACCAAGUACUCCAAGUACAAGUUCACACCGGCCGCAGAGUUUUAUGAGCGUGGUGUCCUGCAUCUUCACGAGAGCAGUGGGAUUCACGACAUUGGUCUUCCCCAGUGGCAGCUCCUACUAUGUCUCAUGGUCAUUGUCAUCAUCCUGUAUUUCAGCCUCUGGAAAGGAGUGAAGACAUCAGGGAAGGUGGUGUGGAUCACCGCCACGCUGCCUUACUUUGUGCUGUUCGUGCUCCUGGUCCAUGGAAUCACGCUGCCUGGCGCCUCUGAUGGCAUCAGUGCCUACCUGCACAUCGACUUUUAUCGCCUGAAGGAAGCCACGGUGUGGAUUGAUGCUGCAACUCAAAUAUUCUUUUCCUUGGGGGCUGGAUUUGGAGUCUUGGUUGCAUUUGCUAGUUACAACAAAUUUGACAACAAUUGUUAUAGGGACGCCCUGCUGACCAGUACCAUCAACUGUGUCACCAGUUUCAUCUCUGGGUUCGCCAUCUUCUCCAUCCUUGGUUAUAUGGCCCAUGAACAUAAGGUCAACAUUGAGGAUGUUGCCACUGAAGGUGCUGGGCUUGUGUUUAUCCUGUAUCCAGAAGCCAUUUCUACCCUGUCAGGAUCUACAUUCUGGGCCAUCCUGUUUUUCAUCAUGCUCCUGACUCUGGGCCUUGACAGCUCUAUGGGAGGCAUGGAAGCAGUCAUCACAGGCCUGGCUGAUGACUUCCAAGUCUUGAAGAGACACCGGAAACUCUUCACAUUGGCCGUCACCCUUAGCACCUUUCUUCUGGCCCUGUUUUGCAUAACUAAGGGUGGAAUUUAUGUCCUGACUCUCCUGGACACUUUUGCAGCAGGCACCUCCAUCCUGUUUGCAGUGCUCAUAGAAGCCAUCGGAGUUUCCUGGUUUUAUGGUGUGGACAGGUUCAGCAAUGACAUCCAGCAGAUGAUGGGGUUCAAGCCGGGCCUGUACUGGAGACUGUGCUGGAAGUUCUUUAGCCCAGCCUUCCUUCUGUUUGUGGUGGUUGUCAGCAUCAUCAACUUCAAACCACUCACCUAUGACGACUAUGUCUUCCCCACCUGGGCCAACUGGCUCGGGUGGGCCAUUUCCCUCUCGUCCAUGGCCCUGGUUCCAGCUUACAUCAUCUACAAGUGCCUCAGCAUGCGGGGCUCCCUUCGGGAGAGACUGGCUUACGGCAUCACACCGGAGAAUGAGCACCACCUGGUGGCCCAAAGGGAAAUCAGGCAGUUCCAGCUACAACAUUGGUUGGCCAUCUGAACAUGAUGCUGAGGAGGAGGAGCCUGCCCUGCCCAGGUCCUGGUCAAAGGCCUCUGCUUCGCUCCUGCCCGGACACUGCCUUGGAAUUCUUCUCCCAGAAGAUGCCCUUUCAAGCCCUCUCUUCUUUCCUUGGUUACAAAUGACUUAGUGACUAUGAUUUUUGUUCACCUCUGUUCAUGUUGCCUAAGGCCUGUGAGUGAAGGAUUGAUGAGCCUCAAGGGAGAGGAGGAAAGGAGGAAGCCAUAAAAAUAACUUGUGGAACCCGAUUUUGUGGGGUAGGUGUCAUUACUUUUGGAGCCCACCCAAGCUAAAAUCUAUGGCUCAGGCAGAAUCUUUUACCACAUUUACUUGUACUUUGGGCGACAGAAGAAAAUCUCAUUCCACCAAAUCUGAGAAAGGAUGGGCUUUAUAUCAGACACCAAAAUGUCAUCAAAAAUCUGGUUUAGUUUGGUGUGUGGAUGGGGAAUUCAUACGACCCUCUUGUCUUUUACCCAUUCCAGGAAGCACUGUGGUAUUUGAACUUCAUUUUGGGAAUUUCAGUUUAUUUGCCUCUAAAAUGAAAUCAGUAGAUUGAUGUUUUGGGGACUUUAAGCAGAAAUUUUCACAGUUAGUUUUCACUCUGGCUAUCUGCAUUUGAUUAGUGUAUGAUCCAGAAUGUUCCUUCGGCUUCUGCUGUGCAGAUGUUCCACAGCCAUGGAAACCAAGGAAAGAAUGCAGGUGAAUCAGAGUGAGCAGGGUCCCCAGGGGAUCUCUAUUAGGCAGAGGCCACUAGACCAGCCAUAUGUACGGAAGGCAUGUGCUAGUCUUGUCCUGUGAAGAGCAUGAGAUCUUCAAAACUGAGUGGUUGUUCCUGAGAUCUUCUGGGGAAAAUGGGACAGGGACUUGGGGAAGCCAAGGUGGGCAACCAUAGGACUCUCUGCUAUCCUUUCGGGGUCAUGUAGGUGACAAACUGUCAUGGAUAUUUACUGUUCAUGGACACUAGGAAAACCUUCCCUGAGGACCACAGCACAUACCAGGAAUCCUGAGUAGUGGGGAGUUAACCCUGAAAACUUUUGUCUCUUGUCAAGAUCUGGACACCUUGGCACCUUGGGUAGGGGGUGGGACUAAGCACUCCAUGACCCAGUCACUCAAAAUGAGAGAAUGUUCCGAGUGGGAGAUCAGGUUGGUAGGUUUAGGACAUUCCUAGGUUUGCUUCUGAUGAAAUUCUCAAGUGAUGGUGGUGAGUUUCAGUUCUGUGAGAAAUGAUCAUUGGUUUGCAAAAUGGGUGGCAUUUAAUUGGGAUUUCUACUUAUGGUUUGAGUCUCAUGAACUCACUGGGAAUCAAAAUUGUGCAUUCCUAUUUUAACCAUGGGAGCCCUUGUUGCACAUUAGCCCACUUCAUUUACCCUGGGGUGUGGGUGACACACUGAGUACGCUGGGGCUAAAUCCAGGAUGCCUGUGAGCCCCUCAGUUGCUGCAAAAACAGGGUUGGGUAGCACUCUUUAGAGACAGUGGUGGCUCAUCUCUGAGCAUCAUGGAGGUUUUAGACUGAAUCAAGACCUUUAGGUCACUCUUUGGAGAAUAAAGAGAGGAAAUGAGUAGCCUUUUGAUCUUUUAUUAAGAGGAGGUCAGCAUAUGGCCUGAGAUAGCCUCAGUGACCUGCACCUUGGGCCCCUGGGAAAGAUGAGGCCAGUUGCACACAGAUGGAAAGGAUCAGGUGCUGGUCUGAAUACCUUGACUCUUUCUAUGAGUGAUAAUACCUUCCUAAAUGCUAUCAUUUUUAUAAACAAAGCACUUUUCCUAUGUUGCCUCCCAGCUGCCUUGGACCGGCUUCUGUUUUCCCACCUGUUUGGUGAGAAAACUAACACUUGGCAUUUAAGUUCAUGUUGAAGGACUGAUUUCUGAGGAAGUGAGUUGGGACUCCAUGGCCAACCUCAGCUCUCAGCUGAUAGAACUUGGGAAUACCCUCACCAUAUGGUCCAUCCCACCUAGGACUGUCACGAGACACAGAACCCACAGAAACCUAUUCAAGGGCCAAAGAGAACCUCUUAGCCAAAGAACAAUGUAUUCGAACACAGGAAGAGGAGAAAGAAUGGCAUUCAUUCUUACCUAGAUCAUUAACAGACAGAAGAUUGUUUAGCUGUCAUGCUCUUUUCAUGAAAAUAACUGCUCUUUAAAUAAUAGGACCUGAGACGCUAAAUCCACUUGGCUGACCUGAGCACCCACUCAGAAAGACCCGUGUGCAUUAAAUCCCAGCCAGCCUGCUAUUUUCUUCUUAGUCACUUGUACUGUGGUCCUUCUGCCUGUAGACAUUGUCCUUGGGGCUAAUUGGAGGAGUGGUGCUAGCUGAAUGAACAUCAAACCAAUGUCAUGGUGCUGCCUUGUGGUGAAGUUGGAUCCUGAGUCUGGGGUAGAUGGAGAGGUUCCUGGCUCUAAUCCUAGGUCCCUUGAGAGGAUCGGGGUACUCAGAAAGGCCUUGAGGUUUCUCACAGAGGUUCUGGGAGACCACUGGGUUGACCUUUCCACCUACAUGUGCCAGAGAAAGAUUGUGUGCUUCAUCCUAAGUAAUGCUUGACUUCUUUUGUGUAACCUUUUUUUAAUAGAAGUCACCCAGGACCAGGGUGCUCCUGUGUACUGUAUAUGACACUUGACACUUUUGAUAUUUUACUAGGUUUUUAAAGAAUUAUUGUUUUCCAUGAAACAUAA